AAAAAGUUGGUUGGUUUAUAUGAUUCGUUUUAUAGAUUGUUAUCAUUGUAUAGCAUUCAUACAUAGAUAAAUCUAAUUGUCUUUACUUUCCAUAUGCAGAAUCUAUUUAUUUUAAAAUCUAGGUUUGGUUUUUUGAUUUAUCAUGGUAACAGAAUUACCAAAACACGUUGAAAAUUUAUAAUGAACAAGUAAUCAAAUAGAAUCAAAAUGAAAGCUAUAAAAUUUCGAAAAAAAGUUCUGCGAAAAGCCUCCUCUUUAAAAAAAUAUAAUGAUUAUCUUGUGACGCAAUUGAGCAACUCAUUUUCAAAAUUAGAAAGACAAAUCAAACCUUCUAAAAAGAUACCUCCACUGUUCCAAAAAAAUCCUAUGAAUUUUCAAAAUAAUAUAAUCAGAGCUCCAACAGUGAUCAAGGUUUGCAAUCAGCAACAUGAUCCAAUAUUAUCUCCUAAACUGAGUAACAAUUCAACUUAUUCAUUGUCGACAUCCUCUUUAAAUAAAUCAAGUUUAUUAGAAAAAAUCGAAAGAACAGUUUCCGAAAAUUUAAAAGACUUGAACAAUGAGCUAAUUAAAAAACAUAAUAAUCAACAUAUAUUGAAUAAUAGAUUAUUUUCAUUCACUCCAUCACCGCCUGAAAAAAAAGAAAUAAUCGAUUUAGAUGUGGGUUCUAAUGGCAAUCUAUUGCCCAAUAGGAGGGAGAUUUUGUUUAUGUUAUCUCUAGUUUUAGUUGACGAAGGUGCAGAAUUUCAUAAAACCCAAAAUAAUAGAAGAGAUGAGAAAUUUGAAAAUUCUUUGCUUUUGCAAACAACCAAAUUUUUAGAUGAUGCGUCAUUGAAAGAAAAAUGA
Messenger RNA from Ascoidea rubescens DSM 1968, 843 nucleotides. RefSeq lists its product as uncharacterized. Bases 208 to 843 code for a protein of 211 amino acids. Lineage: Eukaryota; Fungi; Ascomycota; Saccharomycetes; Ascoideales; Ascoideaceae. The record is from RefSeq and is a predicted model, not a curated record. The transcript has 2 exons.